CCUCGCCGUGUUUCAUCAUAACAGUUUAUUUGUCUCCCUCGCGUGAUCCACGUGUUUGACGUUUGCAAACUUUUCUAAGAUUUCAAUGGAUUACAAAUCUUUAGUUAGAGAUGUACGAAUUAAAGUUUGCGUCGGGUUCUAUUUAUUUUUUAAACUAAAAUCUCACAGAGUAGUAGUUAAAUAAAAAAUAGUUAUAAGGAGUAUUAUCUUUUCAUUGCAAACGAAAAAUUCAACUAUUUUCUGAGGUUAUUUAAUUGGUCUUUUAUAUUUUAGUUCUCAGUAAAUGGGUUCUGUAAAAUUGAGAAUUUUUUAACAAAUGAUGAAGUGGAAGAACUUAGGGAAGGCAUGCAGGAUGAAAUAGAAAAUAUGACUGAAGAAGACGUUCACGUGCAUUCUGCAUACAGUGAUCCUAAGAGAAAAAGUGAUGAGGAAUAUUACAUUAACUCGGGAGACAAAGUUGCCUAUUUUUUUGAAGCUGAUGCUUUUGACGAAGAAGGAAAUUUGCUUGUGGACAAAAAAGAGGCUCUUAAUAAAAUCGCAUAUGCUUUGCAUUGGUGGAGUCCCAGAUUCAAAAAAAAUCACUUUUAGUGAAAAAAUAAAAGAUUUGCUGCGCAACUUUGGGUAUAAGGAACCUGUCGUUACUCAUAGCAUGCUGAUAUUUAAGGCCCCAGACGCUACUGCCCACUUUCAUCCUGUGUGCCCGCUUUCUACUAAAAAUUUCAUUUGGUUUGCAAAUUAUAAUUACGGCGAUUUUCGUCUUGCACUUAAGAGAUUUGCUGUUUUGCGUCCUUACGAAGAUCGUCACGUUGCUGAAUGA
Molecule: messenger RNA, 817 nt
Organism: Stegodyphus dumicola
Lineage: Eukaryota; Metazoa; Arthropoda; Arachnida; Araneae; Eresidae
Product: phytanoyl-CoA dioxygenase domain-containing protein 1-like
Source: RefSeq, a predicted model, not a curated record